This is a messenger RNA of Symbiodinium natans, 1023 nucleotides long. The record is from the annotation of a GenBank genome assembly. NCBI's taxonomy places the organism in Eukaryota, Dinophyceae, Suessiales, Symbiodiniaceae.
AUGGGGAGCACGGUCUCCACGCUUUGUCCGCUUGUCGAUUUCUAUGACUCGGAGGACUUCGACAGCAUUUACGAGGUAGAUGAGAGCAAUUGCAUCGGCACCGGCAAGUUUGCUGUCGUUCACCUAUGCAACCGCAAAAAUCAACCUGAAAAGAAGUACGCACUGAAAGUCAUAAACACGCGCGUUGGUGAUAUGGCCAGCUUGAAUCGAAUUCACGAGGAAAUCAGCAUCCUCCAAACGCUUGGAAAUCAUCCAGGCCUGGUGUCUCUCAUUGACGUGGACGAGUCUCUGCCGGGAGCCAUCCGUUUGGUGCUUGAGCUCUGCGAAGGGGGUGAGCUCUAUGACCGCAUUCAGCAGAAGCAGUACUACCCAGAGCAGGAGGCCAAAGCUGCUGUGCGAUGUCUGCUGGAAGCAGUGGCAUACAUCCACAGCCACGGCAUUAUGCACAGGGAUCUGAAGCCUGAAAACAUCCUCCUGGCCAGCCGCGUGAGCAACACAGAGCUGAAGAUCUCUGACUUCGGGCUGGCAAAGAUGUCCAAGGACUACCCUCGCCGCUUGCCACGCUCUCACUCCAUUUGCGGUUCGGACUUCUACCUGGCGCCGGAGGUGAUCAAGCAAGAGGAGUAUGGCCGAGAAAUCGACAUCUGGGCGCUGGGAGUCAUCACCUACGUCUUGCUCAGCGGAUCCUUGCCCUUCUUUCACAACGUCUUGCACAAACUGUACCGCCAAAUUGUUGAGAGGGACCUGAGCUUUCCGGAUCAGGCCUGGAAGAACGUCUCCAAGGGUGCCUUGGACUUCAUCCUCAGGCUCUUGCAGGUCCGGCCAGGGGACCGUCUUACCGCGGACCAGGCACUAAGCCACCCUUGGCUCCGAAAUGGUUCCAGCGCGGCAAGCUUCAACAGCUUCACUACUGCCAAUAGUCAGGGUAUGGCGCCCACGGCAAACUACUACAACACCUACGGCGGCUACGGUGGAAUGCCUCGCCCAGUGCUACAUCCGCUGGAGCAUGCGAGAAAGGUGUGA